Messenger RNA from Eimeria necatrix, 921 nucleotides. RefSeq lists its product as hypothetical. Lineage: Eukaryota; Apicomplexa; Conoidasida; Eucoccidiorida; Eimeriidae. Bases 1 to 921 code for a protein of 306 amino acids. The record is from RefSeq and is a predicted model, not a curated record. The transcript has 3 exons.
AUGCGAACUGCUCAGGCGACAGUUGGAGACGCUGCAACAGCAGCUGCUUCAGACGUAGCAACUCUAGGAGCCAGCAGAUGCACCAAGAGUGAAGCGUCGGAAGCGGCAGGCUCUCCCAAAGGAGUUCCCAAUUCCUCGAGUAAACGGCAUUUUGAAAAGUUGUUGCAGGGAGUGUCAUGGUUUGGAGGCGAAAAAUCCACAAGCGUGUCAGGUGAAGCACCUGCGAAAGCUAGCGUUGGCAGUGAAAGCAAACAGACCGGUUGGACGCCUGCUCCCGUAGCAGCUGCAUCGGCAACAGGCGCACAUGGUGAAGGUCGGGCCGACGAGGCUCCCGAAGACUUGUCUGAGGACGAAAUGGUUCGCCCGCAUCGAGGAGCGCAAACAGCAGAGUCAAAGCCAACACAAGACGGGCGCUCUGGGGAUGAUUCGAGCAGUGUUCAUCUUCAGCAGCCCGACGACGUAGGUGCGCCGUUUGCUGAAGAAGCCACCUUCACGUUCAGGGAACAACAGCAGUCUGAUCUAAACAAAUUGGAAGCGCCGUGCUCAAGUCCCAGCAGAACGUCUAGAGAGAAGAAGGUUUCUCUCCAAGAGCCUGCAGGAGCAACGGCAGCAACAACAGAUUAUGGUGCAAGCAGCGCACCCACCAACAAGCGCGGCGUCGCUAAAUCGGGCGGACUACAUCUGCCUAUUCCAAACAAAGAGCGACGCUUUUUACAGUUCAAAAGAAAUUCUAGGCGCCAGAACGUGUCCCGUACGAGGAAAUUAGAAGUAGAGGAGAAAGUUGCAGAAGCCGUUGGAAGAGCUCCAGGACAUUGCUGGUUCUCUUUGUUUUCCACACCAGGAGCUCACUACAGAGCGCCGCGAAGUAGAAUAUCCUCUGAAGAAUUGGGAAUAUCCAAUUUUCCUGCAUUUGACCAUUGA